AUGCGGUGGGAGGUGAAGGCUCACGUGUACCGAGCAUUUCCCUCAGGCUACACACUGCAAGUGGUGCCAUCAGGGCCACUGCAGGGGACAGCCACCUCUGGGCAGGUACAGAACCAACCACCGGUGACAAAGCUUGCCACUGCUUCCAGGAAGCAUGGGGGCCAGUGGGCACCUUGCCCCUUGGGCACCACAGCCUGACCAGACUCUGGCUGACUCACCAGCAAGCCCUCCUGCACACCCCAGGCAGCUAGCAGUGCCUCCGUGAGCCUCAGGGACCUCAGCAUGCCAGUAUCUGUGCUGCUCUGCCUCACCCUUCCCUCGAGCCUCCCGGCUGCAGCUGAGCUGGCUCCAAGCCCAGUGACCACCCUGCAGAGCCAGAGGCUGAAGCAGGAGCCCCACUGUCUGCUGGCUGAUGUCCUGCUCUCAGAUCUGGCCUACAUUGUCAUCCACAUGCUCAUCUCCUCCAGCAACCUGGGCAAAGGCCUGGGCUGCAUCACCUGUGGUGUUCUCAUAGACGCUGUCGGCGCUGCCCAAAGCAGCACCACACUGUCCUUCAUGGCCACUGUGCUACACACCUGCCUGGCAGUCACUCAUCCUCUGCACUCACUCUCCUUCAUGCCUGUAACCUGUAAGGCAGCCUGGAAGGCAGUAGACCUCAUCUGGCUGGUGGCCUGCUUCUUCCUUACAUUUCUCAUUUGGCUCAGGGGGUGGCAGGAUGCCAGGUGGGAGGAGCGAGGGACCUCAUGUAUCUUGCAGCUGAGCCUGGGCACGGAGCUAGGCUGUGGCUCUCUGGUCACUGUCACCCACACUUGGAUCUUGUGCUUUCUGGCGAGUUGUCUAUGCACAGCUCUCACCACCUACUGCUUCUGGAGGAUCUACACAGAGGCCAGGACUCCAGGUGUCUGGGUGCAGGGCUAUUACUGGACCAGAGGCACCCUGCUUGACCACACACUGCUAACCACACUGUACGUUAGCCCAGUGGUAGUGUUUCCCUUGGACACUGUGCUGACCAAGCUCCACCACACUGGUGCCAGGCCUCAGGCAUGGCUCAUGGCAGCCAACAGUGCAGUGCUCAUGGUGCUUCCCCAUGUCACGCUCCCACAUCUGCACACACUCUUGCCACUCGCAGCUGCCGGAGAGCAUCUGGGGCCACUUCUCAUCAGGAAACACAGUGACAGCUUCACCAUUUCUCAGAGCUACAGGCUUCACAGUCUGGCAGUCUGA
Equus caballus (horse) is the source of this 1224-nucleotide messenger RNA. The record is from RefSeq and is a predicted model, not a curated record. NCBI's taxonomy places the organism in Eukaryota, Metazoa, Chordata, Mammalia, Perissodactyla, Equidae.